UAUAAUAUAAUUUCUUAGCGACCAAACAUAGAAGAUAAAUUUGGUACUCUGUUUUUGGAUUCUGCAAUUUUGAUGCCAAUUUGAAUUUUACGUUCGAGCACGAGACGAUAGUCGGGCCAAGGCUAGCAAAUUAGCAGUUGGAGUAGCAAAAGCCGCCGAAACUCUUCAAGCUUCAGCAUCAACUGCUAGAAUACCAUGAACACUUCAUCUUCGGCUACUUCUUCUUCGGCAUCUACCAUAACAAUCGCCGGCAUUGGGGGAGGAAGCAGCAGCAGUGCUUUAUCCAUGGACGAUUUCCAUUUUUCCUCUGAUCUCAUCUCCAUUCAGGACUGCAAGGAAGAGGCCUUGCUCGUUUUGAAGUCUGAUUUGAUGGCUGCACUUAAUAAGGAGGUUAAAUCCUUGGAUGAAGAUAACUGGAAGUAUGAGGAGCCUCGCUCUCGCAUUCAUCUUAUAUCAAGAGAUGGUGGCUUUCUCCGCAAGCAAACUAGAAUUUCAAAGCAUGCCAACUUCACUCUGCCAAAGUGAAUUGGACUUCUGCAUCCUGUCUGUAUAAGAGGUUUGGCUUCUUUCAUCAUCAGUCUAUUGAUUAGGCGAUUCAGCUGUUGGGCUUCAUCUUGAUUGAGCAUGAAGUGUGACAGUUUGAGGGGGAUGUGGUCUUGAAUAUGCUGCUUUCACAAUAUUUAUGUUCUUCUCUUUUAGAGAGAGAGAGAGAGAGAGAUUCUCUGUUAUUAUUGCUGUUGGGCGUUGACCUUGUUUUUAGAAGUAUGAUCGUGGAGCAGUGUUUUAUGCCUUUCUUCUACUUUGUGAAAUGUAUUUUCUUUGAGGAUAGCUGCCGGCCUUCUUGUGUAAUGGGGAACUUGUAGCAUCACUUUCUACUAACUACACAUUUUGUGCACGAACAGUUUGUAUUGAAUUUGUCAUCCAAUCAUUUGAUUUAUUUA
Messenger RNA from Malania oleifera, 941 nucleotides. Its product is annotated as protein SAMBA. The record is from RefSeq and is a predicted model, not a curated record. NCBI's taxonomy places the organism in Eukaryota, Viridiplantae, Streptophyta, Magnoliopsida, Santalales, Ximeniaceae. Gene Ontology annotation, biological process: negative regulation of organ growth. The transcript has 3 exons. Gene Ontology annotation, molecular function: anaphase-promoting complex binding. The coding region runs from base 196 to 525 and encodes 109 amino acids.